UCUGUCAGAUGUAUUUGUAUCACAGUUUAACCAGUAGCAAGGUUAUAUCUUUUCAGGAAAAGUGGUUGCCAAAUUCUGUGCAAAAUAUCUACAUACACAAGUUCUCAAGUUUGAUCAUCUUCUUGGAGAUUUAACUGCUGCACUUCGAAGAGCAUAUUUUAGAAUGGACGAGAUGAUGCGAGGCCAGAGAGGGUGGCGAGAGUUAGCUGUUCUGGGAGACAAGAUGGACAGAUUCACUGGCUACAUUGAGGGCUUGAUAUGGUCCCCAAGGGGAGGUCAUUCAGAUGAACACGUAGAUGAAUGGACCUUUGAGGAGGGACCACAUUCUGAUUUUUCUGGGCCAACAUCUGGAUGCACAGCUUGUGUGGCUGUUAUUAGGAACAAUCAACUUUUUGUUGCAAAUGCUGGUGAUUCUCGCUGUGUGUUGUCAAGGAAGGGUCAGGCAGUCAGCUUGUCGACUGAUCACAAACCAGGUCUUGAGGAUGAGAAAGAGAGAAUCCUAAAAGCAGGAGGAUUUAUCCAUGCUGGACGAGUAAACGGAAGCUUAAACCUUGCAAGAGCAAUUGGUGACAUGGAAUUUAAGCAAAAUAAAUUUUUACCUGCGGAAAAGCAAAUUCUGACUUGCAAUCCCGACAUCAAUAUUGUGGAGCUAUCUGAUGAUGACGAAUUCAUUGUUAUAGCAUGUGAUGGAGUCUGGGAUUGCAUGUCGAAUCAGCAGCUAGUUGAUUUUAUCCAUGAGCAUCUUAGAACUGAAAGCUGCCUCUCUGCCGUAUGUGAGCGAGUACUGGACAGGUGCUUGGCUCCGAGCACGCUCACUGGCGAGGGAUGCGAUAACAUGACCAUGAUACUGGUGGAGUUGAAGAAGCCCAUUGAGCCGAAUGCUUCUCUUGCUUGACGACCGAUUCUGAUCUGGCACUAGCGUCUCUUGUUGUAUCAUUCUGUAGAUUGGAACUGCAUUGUACAUGAAUUAUACGAUGAAUGACCUCUUCAAGAUUGUAGUCUCUUUUUUUUUCCCUGACUUUGUAAUUGUUUGGGGAUAUCAAUAAAUGUGUGAGACCCACUGCAGCCAAAACUAGUUUAACA
Molecule: messenger RNA, 1083 nt
Organism: Zingiber officinale
Lineage: Eukaryota; Viridiplantae; Streptophyta; Magnoliopsida; Zingiberales; Zingiberaceae
Product: probable protein phosphatase 2C 11
Exons: 8
Coding region: 164-895 (243 amino acids)
Biological process (GO): protein dephosphorylation
Molecular function (GO): protein serine/threonine phosphatase activity
Source: RefSeq, a predicted model, not a curated record